AUUAUAAUGUUUAGUACGCAGAGAAAGGCGCGCAGCUUGCAAAAAGGCAGGAGCAGACGCAUGGAGCGCGCACUCAAUUUAUGACAGCUGAACACGGACGUACAUUACAUUCUGUCUGCACAUCUUUAAUCAGAACACUUGGAUUACACUUGGAGACAACGGGCUGACGCCAUGCACCCUUGUUCUUUCCGCGUGUGUUUUCGUGUGUUUUUGCUCAUAUUUGCAAUUCUAGGCGAAGCUGCACCUUUCAACCUGGAUUUGGAAAAGCCAGCAGUUUACAAUGGACCAGAGGGAAGUUAUUUUGGAUACUCACUGGACUUUUACCACCCAACACAGGAUAGAAAUGUCAUGUCGGUUCUAGUUGGGGCUCCUAAAGCGAACACCUCUCAGCCAGGGAUUGUGGAGGGAGGAGCGGUGUACUACUGCCCCUGGCCGGCAUCAGACCCAGACUCCUGCCGCCAGAUCCCCUUUGAUAAAGCAAAUAACCGAAUGAUUAAAGUGAACGGGACAAGGGAGCCUCUAGAAUUUAAAUCCCAUCAGUGGUUUGGAGCCUCAGUCAGGACCCACAAAGACAAAGUGGUGGCUUGUGCGCCCCUCUAUCACUGGAGGUCAGUGAAGGUCAGCAGUGAGAUGGAUCCAGUGGGAACUUGUUAUGUGGCUGUGCAGAACUUCAGUGCCUAUGCUGAGUAUUCUCCAUGUCGAACCAAUAACCCGGACCCCGAGGGCCAGGGCUUCUGCCAGGCGGGCUUCAGCGUUGAUUUUACUAAGGAAGGGACUCUGGUUGUGGGAGGGCCAGGGAGUUUCUACUGGCAAGGUCAAGUGAUCACUGCAGGUGUUGCAGAAAUAUUAAACGGCUAUUCCCUGAAAAAUAUUCUGCGCAAAGUUCAGGGAGAGAAGCAGACGGUGGCUGCAUCAGACGCAUAUGAUGACAGUUACCUAGGCUACUCUGUAGCAGUCGGAGAGUUCACAGGUGAUUCGGAACAAGAACUGGUAGCAGGGGUACCUCGAGGGGCUCACAACUUUGGUUAUGUGGCUGUGAUCAAUGCAACAAACCUGACUUUUAUUCAGAAUUUUACUGGGGAGCAGAUGGCCUCUUAUUUUGGAUACACCGUUGCAGUGACUGAUCUAAAUGGAGAUGGGCUAGAUGACGUACUAGUUGGAGCUCCACUCUACAUGGACCGUGAGUUUGAGAGUAAACCUCGUGAGGUGGGCCGUGUGUACUUGUAUUUGCAAGAGGACGCGCUUCUCUUCUCUCCUCCAAUCACACUCACUGGAACGCACCUGUUCGGCCGGUAUGGAAGUGCCAUCGCCCCUCUCGGAGAUAUCAACCAGGAUGGCUACCUUGACAUGGCAAUAGGAGCUCCGUUCGCAGGAGAGGAUCGUGGUGGCAGGGUCUUCAUUUAUAACGGGCAAAAAUCUGGGCUGAUGUUACAGGCAUCUCAAGUGCUGAAAGGCGACUGGGCCUCAUCCGCUGUCCCAGCAGGCUUCGGAUUCACCCUGCGUGGAGAUUCUGACCUCGAUAACAACCAGUACCCUGAUUUGCUGGUCGGUGCAUUUGGAGUGAGUAAAGUUGUGGCCUACAGGGCAAGGCCAGUGGUCACGGUGGACGCUCAGCUAAUUUUGACACCCAGAAUUCUCAACCCUGAGGACAAGUCCUGCCGCAUGCCCAAUUCUGAUGAUAUGGUAACCUGUCUGUCAGUAAAUGUGUGCGCAAAGAUCUCUGGGAUUGGUAUUCCUGAUUAUGUAGCUCUAAGAAUGGACCUGCAGCUGGACUGGCUGAAGCAGCGUGGAGCAGUUAAGAGGAUCUUGUUCAUGGACUCUCACCAGCACCAGAGAACCCAGCAGUUGGUUCUGGGUCAAGGGGACCGCCAACAUUGCCACAACUACUCUGUUUACCUGCGGGAUGAGGGAGAGUUCAGAGAUAAACUGAGUCCUAUCAGCGUGACGCUGAACUACAGUCUGGACCAGAACUCUCCUCCACCUGGCCUACAGCUGCGGCCCAUUUUGGACCACUACAGCAAGACCUUCCACCAUGAGCAGGCCAACAUCCUGUUGGACUGUGGAGAAGACAACAUGUGCAUCCCAGAUCUCAAAUUGUCUGCUAAAAUGGACCGGACUGAACUUUUAAUCGGGGAUGACAACUUUCUUAUGUUGACCAUUAAUGCAGCCAAUGAGGGCGAGGGGGCGUAUGAGGCAGAGCUUCAUGUGACCCUCCCACCAGAGGCAGACUAUAUUGGUGUGGAGCGCAGACGUGAGGAUCUUCAGCGACUGAACUGUGAGCACCGGACAGAGAAUGAUACCAGAGUUGUGGUUUGUGACCUGGGAAACCCAAUGGUGGCUGACACAAACUUAUCGGUUGGUUUACGGUUUUCUGUGCAGCGACUGGAAGAUGCCCCUCCUACCAUUGGCUUUGAGCUUCAGAUACACAGCUCUAAUAAAGACAACUCAAGAAGCGUUCCAGUGAACUUGACUCUGAGCAUUGCAGCGAGAGCACAGGUGGAGAUCCGAGGUGUGUCUCACCCAGCUCAGGUUGUUUUACCAUUCCCUCGAUGGGAACCCAAAGAGAAACCUGUACGAGAGGACGACGUCGGCCCUCAGGUUCAACACAUAUAUGAGUUACAUAAUAAGGGUCCGAGUUCAAUAAGCAGGACUGUGUUGGAGGUAGGGCUGGCCCAGUCCGUUUUCCAUGAGGAACACCUCCUUUAUCUCCUUCAGAUCGUCACUGACGGUCCAGUGCACUGCAGUGUCAACGGCUCCCUAAACCCACUGAAUUUAGAGACCUCCAGUCUUCAGGACACUCCAGAAUUACUGGGCUUUCUGAAGAACAGCAGCACUCCGAAUCGCCAUAGACGAUCUGUUUCUACAGCCCAGAGUUACAACAGCAAGAUACUGAACUGCUCAAAUAUCAACUGCCUGAUGGUGGAGUGUGUUGUGGACCGCUUGGAUCGAGGCCAAAGCGCAGUGAUCAAGUUCAGAUCUCGACUCUGGGCUCACACCUUCUUACAGAGACGGAAUGACCACUACACGCUGAACUCCACAGUGUCCUUUCAAGUGAUGGCCAUGCCUUAUCGGAUCAAAGCUGAUUCACUCCCACACCAGAGCAAAUCAAUUGGCACAUUUGUGGUGUGGGCCAUUCCUGACGUUUCCUUUGCCAUUCCCCUGUGGGUAAUAAUUCUGGCCAUACUGCUGGGAUUGCUGGUGCUGGCUAUGCUUAGCCUAGCAAUGUGGAAGUGUGGCUUCUUUGAUCGAGCGCGGCCACCCAAAGAUGAUGACGUGUCGGACCGUGAGCAGCUGACCUCAGAAAAAUCCACAGACGCGUGAGAGCAGAACAGAUGACAAGUAUGAAUACAGAGGUCAUGGGAUGAUGAAUCACCAUGAAGAGAGUGAAGGAGCUGUGGCCAAAGGUGCCGGUAUCUUUGUAGAAGUCUACAGAUCCAAGCCUGUAAAUAAACUACAGCUCUCACACUGGACUGCGAUCUGUGUCCUGGGCCACAGUACCACUCAAAAACAUUUCUAAAGCUUUAUUUAAAAUGAAGGAAGAGCAAAAUCUCUGAACUUUGCGCUCUGAUAGAGCUGCAAUAUCCACAGGAUCCAAAGAGCCACGUGCCAGAAUAUCAAUACAGUCCCAAAGAUAAAGAUCUUGCUGUCUGAUCAACUCCAUCAAUAUAUAUUGAAGCAAAGUGAUGAUUUCUGACACUACAGUGGGGAAAUAUUCAUUUGAUUCACUGCUGAUUUUGUAAGUUUGUCAACUUACAAAGAAAUGAAGGGUCUGUAAUUUUUAUGAUAGGUUUAUUUUAACUUAUAGGGACAGAAUAUCAACCAAAAAAUCCAGAAAAAACCCAUUAAAGGUUAAUGUACAGGCACAUGUAGAGGACUGUUUAAAGUUUGCCAAAAACGUCUUAAUGAUUCAGAGAAGGCUUUGAAGGAAGUGCUGUGGUCAGAUGAGACCAAAAUUGAGCUCUUUGGCAUUCACUUGACUCGCUGUGUUUGGAGGGAGAGAAAUGUUGACUGACCCCAAGAACACCAUCCCUACAGUCAAGCACAGAGGUGGAAACAUUAUGCUUUGGGGCAGGACGACUUAACUAUAUUGAGGGGCAAAUGGCCAUUUACUGUAAAAUCUUGCACGAAAACCUCCUUCCCUCAGCCAGAACACUGAAGAUGGGUCUUGAUGGGUCUUCCGGUAUGACAAUGACCUGAAACAUACCAGCAAGGCAACAAAGGAGUGACUCAAGAAGAAGCAUACCAGUCUCAGGCCUCAAUCAUACAGAAAACCUGCAGAGGGAGCUGACACCUCGAUUUACCGAACGACGGCCAAGAAACCUUGAAGGGUUAGUUCACCCAAAAAUGAAAAUUAGGUCAACAUUUACUCAACAUAAAAGAAGGUAUUUUAAAGAUUGCUGGUAGGAACAAAAAUACUAUGGAAGUCAAUGGGAACCACCAACUGUUUGAUUACACACAAUCUUCAAAAUAUUUUCUUUUAUGUUCAACAAAAUAAAGCAACUCAGACAGGUUUGGAACGACAUGAGGGUGAGUAAAUGAUGGCAGAAUUUUCAUUUUUGGGUGAACUAUCCCUUUAAGGAUUUAGAGAGGAUCUGUAAAGAGGAGUGGAUCAAAAUCCCUCCUGAGAUGUGUGCAAACCUGGUGACAAUUACAAAAAAGCAUCUUACCUCUGUGCUUGCCAACAAGGGUUUCUGCACCAAGUACUAAGUCAUGUUUUGCUUGGGGAUCACUCAGUUAAUGCAAAUCAAUUUCUAACCUUUAUAUAUAUAUUUUUUUUCCUUCAGAAUUUUUUGGUUGCUGUACAUUAAAAUAAACCUAUCAUAAAAAUGACAUACCCUUAAUUUCUCUGUAAGUGGGCAAACAUACAGCAGGGCAUAUAAUAAAUAUUUUCCCCACUGUAUAUUGUUUAACAUUAUUAGCAGAACAUCCGAUCAUCUCAAUCACCAGCUCAGCACAGGAUCUGAAUCAUUCCACACUACGCUUCACAUUGGCCACAUACACAUUGCAGCUAAAUAUGGAUUCACUCUGCUUUUAAGGCAUUUCUGGUAUUUCUUUAGUUUCAUUUUUAAAUAUCAAAUACCAAACAGGAUAAACUGUUCCAUAUUUCACGUUAACAGCAGAGAGAUUAUUACUGUGGCUCGGGAGUGACUCCUGUUUUAUAUAAACACACACAGAACAAUUAUUUAGGCGAUUCACACCCACACUUGUAUAUGGUUGUCACUACCAAAACUUUGCAGUGUAUAUAUGGCCAAUAUUUACAGGAUGUAUAAAAACAGCACAUAGAUUGUCACAAUAAUUGAUGUCACCUGCAGUGUGUACUGUACUUUAUGUAUAGACAAAAAAGUAUUGAUAAUGAUUGUGUAGUGGUUAAUUCUGCGAUCUGACUAGAAUCUUGCAAAGCUGGUCUGUUGCAUCAUCAGCCCACAAUGUAGUUUCACAGCAUUGUCUCAUUCCACAUGUCUUGUUAAUGAUUGUACUGAUUACAUAUUGAAACUUGUAAAAUAAUUGCUCACUAAGUACAAAGAUGGGGGUGGGGGUUUUGAACGGAUAUAAAUUAUAUGUGCAAUAAUGGGACAUUUUUGAGUUGAUAAUUUGUGUGUACACUGGCUCCAAAAUGUUUAAAACCUGAGGUUCAGGUUGUUUUGUAUAUAAAGUUAAAAUACUUAUUUGUCAGUCUAAUGUAAUGACAUGAAUAUUUCUUUUACAAACUAAUGGGGAACAACAAUAUUUUGUCUUUCGGUGCUCUAAAAGCAAUGAAAAAUAUUGUUAGAUGACGUGGGCACAUUUAUUUCAUCUUUUGGGAAUUUGUUUUUAAGAAUGCUGCUCUAACAUGUUGCAUUCAGAGCAUGUUAAUGUUUUUUUUUUCUAGUUUAAAAUGGAUUUUUACUUCAGUCAUUGUCCACCAAUGUCUUUCAUUACAUAUUGACUGAAAAUAGAAGAACUGGUUUAAAUAAUUUUAGUCAUAACAAAACCACAUCUUGUCAUAUUUUCUCCUCUGGAAGGACAUGAUCAAUGUUUCAGUUCAUGACUGAUGAAUUAAGAUGUGCACCCCUGUCUAUAUUUAGUUUGCACACAUCUGCAAUUAAAAUGGAAUUG
Messenger RNA from Carassius gibelio (silver crucian carp), 6096 nucleotides. RefSeq names its product integrin, alpha 8 (gene itga8). The transcript is spliced from 30 exons. Gene Ontology annotation, cellular component: external side of plasma membrane; integrin complex. The record is from RefSeq and is a predicted model, not a curated record. The coding region runs from base 172 to 3321 and encodes 1049 amino acids. Gene Ontology annotation, molecular function: integrin binding. NCBI's taxonomy places the organism in Eukaryota, Metazoa, Chordata, Actinopteri, Cypriniformes, Cyprinidae. Gene Ontology annotation, biological process: cell-cell adhesion; cell adhesion mediated by integrin; integrin-mediated signaling pathway.